AUGAUUAAGCGGUUCCAGAAACCGAAAAUUAUAAAUAAUGAGGAAUCCAUAGGCAAAUUCGAAGUACGAAAAGAAUCGGAAAUAGAAAUUUUAAAUGAUGACUGUUUAAAUUACAUAUUUGGUUUUCUUCAAAUAGAAGAUAAAGUGAAGAUAGAACGAGUAUGUAAACGUUGGCAGGAAGUGAGUAAGAAUUCAUGGAAAAAUAUCAAAACUUUGAAUGAGAAUGUCAACGUUUGGGGGUUUAAUCCAUGUAUAAGAUCGCCGGAAGAAUUAACGUUGAUUUUUGAAAAGGUAUUGCAGCGGUGUGGACAUACACUGACGCACGUCGAUUUUUCUUUUCUCAGCGUACAAAAUAAUGCUUUGCAUCACGUUGCGAUAAUGUGUCCCAAUUUGCAAUCACUUAAUGUUGGGAAAUUGAAUUUGACGAUUCCGCUCGUUGAGAUCAUGACAGCUAAUUGUCAAAAUAUAAAAGAAAUUACAUUUACAACAUGCUCUGAAGAAUGUAAUGACUACCAAUUGUCUAAAUUUUUCUCAGUAAAUAAGAAACUUCGUUACUUAAAAAUUACUAACAAUGAAAACUUGACUGGCAAGUUUUUAGAAAGUUUACCAAGAGAUUCUAUGCAAACAAUCAUUAUGAAUGACUGUACUAAAGUUACAUCUCAUAAUAUCGCUCAAUUUAUUGCGAAUUUUGAAAAUCUGCGAACGCUAUCAUUCACGGAAAAUCAAUAUUUGACAUUUGAUGACUCAACAGCUAUAAUAGUUUCUUUAUCUAAAAAUAUCGUGGAGUUAAGGCUUGGUGCACUUCUAAAGUUGAAUACAAAUGCUACCAGCUCGUUGACGAAUCUUCAGAUACUGGAUGUUACUAAUAGUGAAGAUAUAUCCAAUACUUUUUUAACAGUACUGGCAAAAAAUUGGUGUACUCAAAUAACUGAUGCUGGUAUUAACGAAAUCAGCCGCCUGCCAAAACUGGAAGAAUUGUAUAUUAAAAAUUUGAACAACGUCACGGAUCAAUCUUUAAAAUACCUGCCAAAAUUAAAAAGGUUAUCAUGUGCCUCUAGUGGUAAAAUAAGAGAUGACGGUUUAUGCACGCUGAUAUCAUCGUGCGAUUCAAUUGAAUUGUUAGAUUGUAAGCAUUUGGACAGCGAAAGCGUUAAUGACAAAUCACCACUUUUAGACUUGCUUUUACCAUCAACUAAUAGUUCUGGUUCAAAUUGGUAUUUUCAUGACUAUGGAUUUCAUACUUAUAACGACGAUGACGAUUAA
Nasonia vitripennis (jewel wasp) is the source of this 1263-nucleotide messenger RNA. RefSeq names its product F-box/LRR-repeat protein 14. Gene Ontology annotation, cellular component: SCF ubiquitin ligase complex. Lineage: Eukaryota; Metazoa; Arthropoda; Insecta; Hymenoptera; Pteromalidae. Gene Ontology annotation, molecular function: protein binding. The record is from RefSeq and is a predicted model, not a curated record. Gene Ontology annotation, biological process: SCF-dependent proteasomal ubiquitin-dependent protein catabolic process. The transcript has 5 exons. Bases 1 to 1263 code for a protein of 420 amino acids.